This is a messenger RNA of Fopius arisanus, 2194 nucleotides long. RefSeq names its product Recombination repair protein 1 (gene Rrp1). Gene Ontology annotation, biological process: base-excision repair. Gene Ontology annotation, cellular component: nucleus. Gene Ontology annotation, molecular function: DNA-(apurinic or apyrimidinic site) endonuclease activity; DNA binding; endonuclease activity. Lineage: Eukaryota; Metazoa; Arthropoda; Insecta; Hymenoptera; Braconidae. The transcript is spliced from 2 exons. The record is from RefSeq and is a predicted model, not a curated record. Bases 108 to 1973 code for a protein of 621 amino acids.
AUUAUUCACUUCUCGAAAAAUCCAUGCGAGCUCGACUAGAUUUCCCGCGGUUUUGGUACUAACCCGGCUGGUGGCUGUAUGCAUACCGGUGCGUAAGCUAGUCGUGCAUGGGUAAUUCACUCGCAUCAAGUCGCAUAAUAUCUCUCAUAAAAAUCAAGAGCAUUCUCCCCCGAUUGAAUUGGCGAUUGCCGAAUAAAUUGCCCGAUCGUGUGAGCCGCGAGCUCGUUCCAGUCUCUAAAGUCACAGCUUUGAUACCGUACAAUAUGCCGCCAAACAGAGGACGUGUGACGAAGGCCGCAUCGAAAUCAAAACCUGAAGUAGAAAACAAUUCGAAUGACGAAGGAGACAGUGACGCGGCUGAAAUGGCAGUGGAUGUGAAAAAAUCAGCAGCGAAAGGUAAGAAGAAGCCAUCACCAAAGGAGAAUGGAAAUGACGAGAAGGUGAAACCUACACGAGGUCGUAAAAAGGCAGAGGUUCAGGAGGACGAUCAAGAGGUUCCAGAGCCUCCAAAGGCAUCAGCUCGAGGUAGGAAGAAGGCAGCCCCUGUGGAGGACACUUCUGAGGACAUUGAGCCCAAGAAAACCAUUAGGAAGAAAAAAGAAGCACCAAAGGCAGUUGAGUCAGAGCCUGAGGAUGAGCCCCCGAAGAAGGCUUCACGAGGUAGAAAGAAAGCAGAGGUCAUUGAGAAUGGAGAUCAGCCUGAAGAGCCCAAGUCCAGGGGACGAAAGAAGGCAGAGGCAGCAGAACCACCACAAGAGUCAUCAGAGAAAAAGCCCUCGAGAGGCCGCAAGAAGAAUACCAAUGAAUCAUCAGAAGAACCGGAAGAGCCCGAUAAGACGGAGAAGCCAAAACGUGGAAAAAAGGGAAAACUUGAUGCAGUCGAGGAAGCUCUUGAUGACGAGUCAGAGGAGAAACUCCCUGCGAAAAGGGGAAGAAAGGCAGCAGUGAAGCCUCCAGAGGAUGGGGAAGACGACGAGGAGAAGCCAGCGAAGAGAGGAAGAAAGCCCAAAGGGAAGGAAGUAAAAGAACCUAAGGAGAAGGCACCAAAGUCCGCUAAGGCAAAACGAGAUGACACCCCUGACGAAGACGAGGAGCCCUCAGUCAAGAAAUCAAAAACUGAGGAGAAAAAAAAGAUUAACAAGACAGACACGAAUCUGGAGGAAAUUGAUUUCGGGUGUGAUAAGACAAAUGCCAAGGGGAACAAGUUUAAUGUGAAGAUUUGUUCGUGGAAUGUUGGGGGAAUCAGGUCUAUCGGGGAAAAGAAAGGAAGAGAUUACUGUCUCAGAGAGGAUGCUGAUAUCAUUGUUAUGCAAGAGACAAAAUGUACUGAGAAGGAUUUACCAGAGACGUGGGAUCUGCCAGGGUACAAACGGUAUUAUUCCGACAGUGAGAAAGCUGGAUAUGCUGGGGUGGCCCUUUUCACGAAGGAGGAACCUCUCUCGGUGAAGGUGGGACUUGAGACGUCACCCUGCAAUGACGAGGGGCGAAUUAUCACAGCUGAGUUUGACGGAUUCUAUCUGGUGGCAGUUUAUGUUCCAAAUGCUGGGAGGGGACUGGUUACUCUACCAAAGAGACUCGAGUGGAACACCGCCUUCAAAAAUUAUGUGAAGGAACUGGACGAGAAGAAACCUGUGAUUAUCUGUGGAGACAUGAAUGUUGCACACGAGGAAAUCGAUCUUGCCAAUCCAAAGACCAAUACCAAACACGCUGGCUUUACCAAGGAGGAACGUGAGGGCAUGACUGACUUUCUGGGGGCUGGAUUCGUUGAUACAUUCCGAAAGUUUUAUCCUGAUCAGACUGGGGCCUACACCUUCUGGUCGUACAUGGGUGGUGCCAGGAGCAGGAACGUUGGGUGGAGGCUCGAUUACUUCAUUGUUUCUGAAAGGAUUAAAGAUGAUAUCUGCGACAAUGUCAUGAGGAGCCAGGUCUAUGGCAGUGAUCAUUGCCCCAUUGUACUUUUUGCCAACUUGUAAGGGUGACGGGAUACUGGACCAUUUUUUUAUUGUAAUACUACUUUAUGAAUAUUGAGACGACUUGUGACUACUGUUUGGAGGAUGUAUCAUUUUUAGGUUUGAUUUUUCUUGUGAAUUUAAUUUUUGUUUUUCGAAUCUUUGAAAAGAAUUUGUAGUGAAUGUAUCAGAAUGUACUGGCUGGAGCCACGAGUUUUUCGGAAAAUAUAUAUGUAAUUUUUCAA